Molecule: messenger RNA, 5550 nt
Organism: Zingiber officinale
Lineage: Eukaryota; Viridiplantae; Streptophyta; Magnoliopsida; Zingiberales; Zingiberaceae
Product: protein PHYLLO, chloroplastic-like
Exons: 28
Coding region: 697-5337 (1546 amino acids)
Biological process (GO): menaquinone biosynthetic process; amino acid catabolic process
Molecular function (GO): 2-succinyl-5-enolpyruvyl-6-hydroxy-3-cyclohexene-1-carboxylic-acid synthase activity; 2-succinyl-6-hydroxy-2,4-cyclohexadiene-1-carboxylate synthase activity; thiamine pyrophosphate binding
Source: RefSeq, a predicted model, not a curated record
AACAGGAUUCAUAGUUGUAUCAGCAGGCGGUCUGUAUGCAGAUUCUGCUUGAGAAUAAAUUUGUUCUUGCAGCUGUUGCAACUGUGGGUAAUCAGAAACUCAAUCUGUAGAUUUUGUAAGAACACUAUUACUAGUGCCUGCAGCUAUUACUUCUUCUCCAUCACCUUCCGCGAAGGGAUUAGUAAAUUCCUCAUUAGAUGAAGAAUGAAAUUUAUCUGGUGAAGGCAUGUCCUGCAAAGCUAAAUAUUGCAGGUAAUCAAGAUAAUCAUUAUCAUCUGUAUCAGUCUGUACCUCAGUGAACAUGCAUAAAAAUUGUCCUGUAUUUGAUGACUGAUGAGAGGUUUGGGAUGAGGACGGCAUAGCAUCUAAUUCUGCUUGUAGCUGUCGUCGAUAAUCCCUGGAUGUCCGUAAUUGUUUUCGUGUAAUAGCAAAACUCCUUUCCAUUGAUGGUGGUGCAUCUAUUAAAUUGAGGAUAGGUUGCAACGUAUUCAUCAUAUCCGGCUGCGCAUUCUUUAUCACUGCAACAGUAAUGACAACCCUGGCAAAAAGGAUUAGCUUUGUUACUAGAGCAAACCUGAGGGUCUUGAGGUUGAAGUACCUCCUAGUACAAAGGCAUCGAAUUGGCUUUGCUGUCAAAAUAAGGAUCUUUUGGUGUAUCCUCAGUUUUAUCUCACAACUACAUCAUCUACUGUUGAGAUGAAAAGACCACUGGAAGUUUGCGGGAUUGGUGUUGCAGUCAUUGUCCAUGGUUUUUUGUUCACCCCACAAGGUUCAAGUCUGAUAUCAAGAUAUCUUUCAAUUGAUUCACCCCUGAUAAGAGCUUAUGGGUUCCUAGGUAAUUAUAUUGAUGGUUCAUUGUUGGUGGAGAUGCUCAGUUCAUAUUUCCUCUGUAUUCCACAGUUUGUGGUUGAAGAACAUAUGGGUUGUUCCAUUUUGGCAGCUACCCUGGUUUGGGAUGAUCAUAUGUUAUAUACAUUUGCUGAUGCAAUUAAUGCCUUUGAGAUCAAUGUUCACCAGAUGAGAUACUAUAUUCCUCAAGUUAGUACCAUCGACAAAUUAUGGAUGAACCAUGCUGACAAGAAGUCACCUUUGGUUGGGAAGAAAGAUAUACAAAUGGUUUUUUUGAAUGCUGAAUUGCUUGCUGGAUGGAAUUUUUCUCAAGCCAAUAAUAAUAUUCAGGAGAAAGAGCUUCCAACUUCCUGUCAGUUUUAUUUUAGGCAUUCUUCCACUAUGUCUGUUGGAACUAUUAGGAUUAUGGAUUCUCAUGGCUCCAUUUGCUUGGCAGAGGAUUAUGCAAACAUAAACACUGUCUGGGCGUCACUUAUAGUUGAAGAAUGUGUUAGAUUAGGUUUGACUUACUUCUGUAUAGCUCCAGGAUCAAGAUCAUCUCCACUUGCAAUUGCUGCUUGUCGUCAUCCUUACACUACUUGUUUUUCAUCUUAUGACGAACGCUCACUAGCAUUUCAUGCUGUUGGGUAUGCCAAAGGGUCUCACAAACCUGCUGUGGUCAUAACAUCAUCUGGCACAGCUGUGUCAAAUCUUCUUCCUGCGGUUGUGGAGGCUCAUCAUGAUUUUACUCCUCUUAUUUUAUUAACAGCUGAUCGCCCUCCAGAGCUACAUGAUGCAGGAGCAAACCAAUCUAUUGAUCAGGUGAACCACUUUGGGAAGUUUGCAAAGUUUUUUGGUCUUCCUGCGGCAAUGGAUCAAGUUCCUGUGAGAAUGAUUCUCACAACUAUUGACUCAGCCCUGCACUAUGCAACUCAAGUGCCAUUUGGUCCUGUUCAUAUUAAUUGUCCCUUUAGAGAACCACUAGAAGAUAGUCCAAAAGAAUGGACAAUAGACUGUUUAAAAGGAUUAGACUCGUGGUUUGCAAAGACAGAACCAUACACUAAGUACAUCACUAUGCAACUUCUCUUUGCAUCCAAUAAUUGCAACUCCCAACUUGCUGAGGUUACAGCAAUAAUACAGAGGGCUGAGAGGGGACUACUCCUUAUUGGUGCUAUUGAGAAUGAAGAUGAAAUUUUUGCAUCAUCUCUUUUGGUUAAACAUUUAUCAUGGCCAGUUGUCUGUGAUAUCAUGUCUGGUCUAAGAUUGCGUAGAGUAUUAAGUUCAUUUUCUGAGAUGAAGUUCUUAUUUAUUGAUCAUAUGGAUCAUGCUCUAUUGUCAGACUCGGUCAGGAGCUGGGCACAUCCAGAUGUAGUUCUUCAGCUUGGAAGAAGAAUUACAAGCAAAAGGAUUAGCCAAUUCCUAGAGUUUUGUUCUCCAUCUUCAUAUAUCUUGGUUGACAAAUUCCCAUGCCGCCAUGACCCUUCACAUAUAGUGACUCACAGAGUUCAAAGCACCAUUAUUGAGUUUACUCACAUUUUACAGAAGAUUCAAUUCCCAAGACAGGCUGGAAGAUGGAGAACUUUUCUUAACAAAUUGAAUGCAGCAGUUGCACAGGAGAUAGAAUUUCAAAUUUACUCAAAAUGCUUUCUUACAGAGCCAUAUGUUGCACAUGUAAUUGGAGAAGUACUCAAUGACGACACUUCCUUGUUUAUAGGGAAUAGCAUGGUCAUUAGAGACAUAGACAUGUAUGGGAAAGGCUGGUUGAGUUCUAUGAGCUAUGAUUAUCAAACAGUAUCAAAUUUGGGCGUAGAGUUUCAGGGUUUUCGGGUGGCUGGAAACAGAGGUGCAAGUGGUAUUGAUGGAGUGCUUAGCACAGCUGUUGGUUUUGCAGUUGGAUGUAACAAGCAUGUACUUUGCUUGAUUGGUGAUGUAUCUUUUCUUCAUGAUACAAAUGGCUUGGCAAUUCUUAAUGAAAGGGUGAAGCGGAAACCCUUAACUGUUGUUGUAAUAAACAAUCAUGGUGGUGGAAUUUUCAGUCUUUUACCAGUUGCAGAAAGAGCUAAUCCUGAUGUACUGAACAAGUUCUUCUACACAUGUCAUAAUAUCUCAAUAGAAAGACUCUGUACUGCCCAUAGUGUGAAACAUUUUUUAGUGCGGACGAUGUCUGAACUUCAAAAUGCUUUAUCCAAAUCUCAGCAUGAGCAGUAUGAUUGCGUGAUUGAAGUCGAGAGUAGUAUUGUGGAAAAUGCCAAUUUUCACAGAAUAAUAAACAAAUUUUCUUCUGAAGCUGCAAAUAAGACACUGAACUUCUUAUUAACAAACAUGGAAAAUCGCCUCUUUACCCACAAAAUCCACAAGGUGGAAUACUCAUUGUAUAGAAUCCAACUUUGUGCUCCACUGACUUCAAGUUUAUUAAAUGGUGAAAUGGAGAGUUUCUUCCAUGAAGGCUUUAUCCUAAGAAUAUAUUUGGACAAUAAUAUUGUAGGAUUGGGCGAGGUUGCCCCAAUUGAAAUCCAUGCAGAGGAUCUUUUAGAUGUCGAAGAGCAGUUAAGGUUCUUGGUGCAUAAGUUGGUAGGAUCAAACAUAAGUUUUAUUCCAUUGCUCAGAGGCUCAUUUUCUGAAUGGAUUUGGAGAUCCUUAGCAAUACCAGCCUCAUCCAUUUUUCCAAGUGUUAAGUGUGGAUUGGAGAUGGCUAUCCUCAAUACCCUGGCAAUGAAUGAAGCAUCCAGUUUCUUUGAUGUGAUCUCUGGUUAUGGGAGCUCCUCAGUUGAACCUCUGUUGGAUGCAGAUGGUAAUGAUGGUCCAAAACAGAUAGAGAUUUGUGCUCUCAUUGAUCAUAGUGGUUCACCAAAAGAGAUAGCUGAUGUUGUGUACCAAUUAGUUGACGAGGGUUUCAACACAAUAAAACUGAAGGUAGCACGAAGAAAAAAUCCUCUGGAAGAUGUAGAAGUCAUCAGAGCCAUCAGGCAAGUGGUUGGUUACAAAAUCAACAUCCGUGUUGAUGCAAACCGGAAGUGGACAUAUGAGGAGGCAUUGCAAUUUGGAUCUUGUGUAAAACAUUUCAACUUGCAAUUCAUUGAGGAACCUGUUAAUAGGGAAAUGGAUAUUCUCAAAUUUUGCGAUGAAAGCAGUCUGCCAGUAGCACUAGAUGAGACAAUUGACAAUCUUAAGGGAGAUCUCUUUCAUGGACUUAAAAAGUUCGCUCAUCCAGGAAUUGUUGCUAUUGUUAUCAAACCGAGUGUUAUUGGAGGAUUUGAAAAUGCAGCUACAGUAGCAAAGUGGGCUCAGUUGCAUAAGAAGAUAGCCAUUGUCAGUAGCGCAUUUGAAAGCAGUGUGAGUUUGUCGGUGUAUAUACAGUUUGCAUAUUAUCUGGAGAGGCAGAAUGCUGCAGUUUGCAAAAUAGAGGGAAGGGAAUUAAAUGCAGCACUAGCCCAUGGCCUUGGAACAUAUCGUUGGCUGAAGGAAGAUGUAACUUCCAGUGGUAUAGAUAUUUGCAUGUCAUCGGAUAGGUACAGACUGGUAGCAUCUGUCGAGAAAGCUGAGAAUUUUUUAAAGCUUGUGCAAAUCAAUAAAGCAAAUAUUCAGAAAAGCUACUCCGAAGAACAAACUAGUGCUUAUCAAACUGAAGUUGAUGGAGAGUUUUUUAGCUGUUCAUUCAAGUUUCUGAAAGUUGGUCAAAACCUAAAUAAUAGAACGGUUGUCUUUCUUCAUGGCUUCUUGGGUACAAGUGAAGAGUGGAUCCCAAUUAUAAGGAGUAUAUCAGCUAGCGUGCAUUGCAUUUCCAUUGACCUACCUGGCCAUGGGGAGUCAAAGUUACAAUCACUAGUGGAUAAGAGUUCUAAACAAAGAUUGGAUUUAUCUGUUGAAUCUGUUGCAAAUAUAUUGCUAAAGUUGAUCUCUGGUAUCACUAGUGGAAAGGUCAUUCUUGUUGGCUAUUCAAUGGGUGCCAGGAUUGCAUUAAACAUGGCAGUCAAAUACAAAGAAAAGGUCAUUGGAGCUGUCAUAAUCUCGGGAAGCCCAGGAUUAAGAAAUGAAACAACCAAAAGAAUCCGUGUUGCCCAAGAUGAAGCAAAGGCAAACUUUCUAGUGGAACAUGGUUUGGAGUGCUUUCUGGAUUUAUGGUACUCUGGCAUCCUAUGGAGAAGCUUAAGGGGCCAUCCUAACUUCAGCCAUAUUAAGAGCUCUCGCAGCAGGCAUAAAGACAUACAGGGUCUUGCAAAUGUUCUAUCGAGCUUAAGCGUUGGGAAGCAAUUGUCUUUGUGGGAUGACUUGAAACACUUGCAAACGCCACUGCUCUUCAUCGUGGGAGAAAAGGAUACAAAGUUCCGGGAGAUUGCACAGCAGAUGUGCAGUGAAAUCAAGAGAGGUUCCAUAGCUGACCAUCACCGGCAACGAAAGCUAUUUGACACAAUUGUCGUACCAGAUUGUGGUCAUGCUGUACAUCUAGAGAAUCCUCUUUGUGUGAUCAAUGCAGUGAGAAAAUUUGUGGAAAGAUGGGAGCAGAAAUGAUGCAGUUAUGGGCUUAUCGCACAUUUAUCGGCUAUUUUUUUCCCGUUCUCGGAUCUCAUUAUUUCUAUAAUAAUCACAAAGAUCAGUGUGGCCCAUUUAUAGCUAAAGAAAUCGUGUAAAAGAUGAGACAUGAAUUAAUAUGUCAGGGAGGGGAAAAAAAAUGUACUGUGUAUUUUUGUGAAUGAAGCCGAAGUAUAAUGCUUUUGCUUUUCA